GUCGCCAUCUCAUUUGCAAACCAUUCGUGUUUUGUAACCGUGCCAUCUUCUCCCUAUAGGAUUGCUGUUCCCGAAUCUCGUAUCGAAGACCUUCGAAAGAGGCUUGAUCUGGCCACGUUCCCUGACGAGAUCGAAGACGCAGAAUGGGCUUAUGGAAGCCCUUUAGCAGACAUCAAGAGACUCACGUCCUUUUGGAGAAACGAUUUUGACUGGAGGAAGGCUGAGGCGAAACUGAAUGAGCUACCCAACUUCACAACGAACGUCACCGUAGAUGGUUUUGGAGACAUUGAGCUCCACUUCCUGCACCAGUCAAGUCCUGCACCAGAUGCUGUUCCUCUGCUCUUUGUUCAUGGCUGGCCUGGCAGCUAUAUGGAAGUGACCAAGAUGCUGACGGCAUUGUCCUCAAGCACAAAUGGUGUCAGUUUCCAUGUCGUCGCACCGUCUCUACCAAAUUUCGGAUGGAGCGCAGGGUUCGCACUCGGUCAAUAUGCGGAGGCAUGCCAUCGCCUUAUGCAAUCUCUUGGAUAUGAUAAAUACGAUUGGGGGAUGUAUAUCACACGCAGCAUCGGCCUUUUGUUCCCAGAGUCUUGCUUGGCUUCCCAUAUCAACAUGGUUCGCGCGAGUCCGCCGAAGUUCUCCACACAUCCUCUACUUGCUGUUCAACAUGCUCUGACUUCAUAUACCGAGGACGAACAGAAAGGACUCUCGAGAAGUGAUUGGUUUGCCAACGAGGGAAGUGGAUACAGAAUGAUACAAAGUACAAAGCCUCAGACUGUGGGCUAUGCACUCGCCGACAGCCCAGUAGCCUUGCUCGCCUGGAUCUAUGAGAAGCUUCACGACUGGACAGAUAGUUACCCGUGGACUGAUGACGAGAUACUGACUUGGAUAUCAAUCUACUGGUUCUCGAGAGCAGGUCCAGCAGCCACCGUUAGGAUAUACUAUGAAGCAACUCAUACCUCAGCAGAGGCAACUAGAGAACGCGUGCAGCGUUUUAUUGAUCAAGACCUCACUAUUGUUCCCAGGACUUGGGGAAGAACACUUGGCCCAGUUGUUUUUGAGAGCGAGAAGAAACAUGGAGGCCACUUUCUCGCAUACGAACAGCCAGAAGAGGUUGUUGCUGACCUUCGAGCUAUGUUUGGGUCUAGAGGACCAUGUCACAACAUACUCGAGUCC
Messenger RNA from Aureobasidium musti, 1173 nucleotides. NCBI's taxonomy places the organism in Eukaryota, Fungi, Ascomycota, Dothideomycetes, Dothideales, Saccotheciaceae. The record is from the annotation of a GenBank genome assembly.